Messenger RNA from Puccinia graminis f. sp. tritici CRL 75-36-700-3, 1593 nucleotides. RefSeq lists its product as uncharacterized. Bases 1 to 1593 code for a protein of 530 amino acids. The record is from RefSeq and is a predicted model, not a curated record. NCBI's taxonomy places the organism in Eukaryota, Fungi, Basidiomycota, Pucciniomycetes, Pucciniales, Pucciniaceae. The transcript has 5 exons.
AUGACAAAUCAUACAGCACCUAAUGCUCACACUGGAUCCUGUGGAUACCAAACCAAUCUCACCACAUCCCCGACCGACCUCUCCGACGGCAUCGGCCAGAAACAUCACACCCACCCGGCUCCCAGAUACCAAGUCAACACAUCAAUGGAUUCCCACCUUCAUACAUCCGGUAAUCUACUCACCGCCAAUGGCUUGCUCCUGCACUCCUAUCGGCCUCUCACCAACUCCACCUACGGGUCGCUCGGCCAUGACGACCAAAUGCACAACCAUCCGCUCGAGGGCAGGGCGACCAACAUUGAAGUAAUCGGCGGAGGAUACGGGACCCCGUCAGAAGCUAGCGGUGCAGUGUCUGAAUUGAUUGUCGGGGCGCAGACUAUGGCUUCUUCGGGCUUGUCGGAUCCGAGGACGGUGGGGCAAGCAACUCCCCCCUCGGGCAACUUGACUCCGGCGGCCCCAGGUCGAAUCAAUCCGUUCUUAGCCUCCGCCGGAGCCAAGACUCGUUUGAAAUCUUCUUCAACCCGGAAGCAGAACCGCACCCGCGCCGAAAUCGAUGCUGACAAAGCGGUCACUGCAGCCAAAAAGGCCGAGAGGAUCCAAAAGGCAGCUCAGAAGCAGGAGGCUCAAAGACAGAGGCUCGCCGCGAAGGAGGCCCGUGCGGCCUUGAAGGUAUCGGAUGCGGGGACGCCAACCCCUAGGUUUGUGUGGUCCAAGGAGGCCUCGUUAGAACUCUUACGUUAUGUUAAGGAGAUCAAGGAGGAACACGACAACCUGAUCAAGCGGACCCCUGGUUUCAUAGCUUGGACACCCUACUUCCUCAAAUGCGAGGCCGACCGGGGUGACUACCCUCUCCUGAUCGGAAUUGCGAACGAUGUCAUCCUUCGGCGAUAUCAAGCGUUGAUGAACAUGUGGAAGGUUGUUUUUGACAAGCUGUCUCAUUCGGGAAGCGGGGGACUAUAUGAAGUUUUAGACAAGGAACACCUAUCCGAGACGAUUUGGGAUUUCAUCAAUGCAAUGCACGGGGACAACGCGGCGGCUAAUGCACAUGGGCAUGCUGAACUGGACGAUGACCUUGGGGCCCUCUUGUGUGAGGAUGGCCGUGGAGAAGGCCGGGAGGCUCGGACGGGGGCCGAGGCGGAGUUGUCCCAGGAGGCGACGGCCGAGUUAGCGUUGGACAACUCGGAUAAUGAGGAUCUUGAUAAUCCCAAUCAGACGACGAUGGGGGGAGGCCCCGUACCGGAGUUCUCGCUUUUCGAUGGUAUCCCCAGGGCGCCGGCCUGCCCACUGACCUCAACACAACCCGAUCCCACACCAAUUCAGGCGCCACCUGCACCUGAGACUCCCGCCCGGGAGGCCGCGCGGGUCGAGGAUCGUCAGAUGGCCGCUAAGAAGGCUGAAGACAAGGAGGCCGCGCGAAAGGCCGAGCUGACCCAGGCGGCCCAUGACCGCUCCAUGCAGGAGGUUCAACUGGAAAUUGACCGGGAGCUGGCCAAGAAGCGGAACGAAGUGCUAGAUGAGGAGCGACGGGUGCGCGACGAGGAUCGGAGGGAAGAGAAGCGGCUGGCUCAUGAAUGGCGGGCCGAGGAGGCGUGUUGA